AUGCUUAUUUGCAGCUGUCACAAGCAACUGAACCAGCGAAUCAGCAACAACAUGGGUAACGUAAUGGAUCGCAAGGUGUCACCCACGCCCAGUCCCAUUGAGGCAAAGGCAAAGGAGGAAGAACAAGUUGCAGAACAAAAGCAGGAGGCGCCAAAGCUUGACACAAAUCUUCCGCUGCAAUUAUUCUGCUAUCGCCAGCAGCUGCCUGGCAAGAGCCAUCAUAUUAUGAAGUGGGCCACAGCCAAGUUGCUGCUUACCGAGGAGCUGCUCAAGCUUCAGCAGACCCAUCCCAAGGCUCCCUGUUGUCCCUGGGAGAACUAUGAGGCAACGAUGAUAGCGGACGAUGGAGAUGGCGACCAGGAGAACAGAGCUCCCAACAAUGAUGACCUGUCCCGAGAGCUGACCACUCUGAAGAGUUAUCGCAUGGAAUUACGCGAAACCAUCCUCAAGGUGGCCCACAAAAAGAAGACAAAGACUUCGCAAAAGAAACUGAAGCGCUUGAAUCGUCGCACCCUGAUCUCCUCGAAGAAGCCCAGCAGCAAGGAGAAACGCAAGCCUCAAUAUAACGAAUGGCUGCUGAGUGAGGACGAACCAGAAUGCCCCCUACAGGCAGACUAUCUGCAAGCACCCUCGCAGGUGGAUGUGGAUCCCCAGUUGGUGGAUCCUGUGCAGCAGCCGCGUUCCUUGCAUUUGGGGGUGCAACCUGAGGUCAUCACCAUUGACUGAUCCCCUACCGGAUCGAGUUGAAAAGAACCCCUAGAUUUAGUUCGCUUAGCUAAUUUAGUCGUUACACUAAUUCUAAUUGUACAUACCUAUAUUUGUUUUCAAACUGUUUUUAUUUCCAUUAAAAUAAACCCAAAUAUGCAAUCACCUCC
Messenger RNA from Drosophila obscura, 875 nucleotides. RefSeq lists its product as uncharacterized. The transcript has 2 exons. The record is from RefSeq and is a predicted model, not a curated record. The coding region runs from base 1 to 726 and encodes 241 amino acids. NCBI's taxonomy places the organism in Eukaryota, Metazoa, Arthropoda, Insecta, Diptera, Drosophilidae.